AUGCCCGUCUACCUGAUAUCCAAGGCUGUUGACCCGCUCUUCGCCGCCGCAAUUGGGUCAUCAGCCGCUCUGAUCCGCAUCAAGCGUGAAGAGAAGGAGAAGCAUCCCGAGGCGGAAGUAGGGCUUGGUACUGUGUUUGGGACUGGCAGUGAGAGGCUGAAGAGGUGGUGGGCUGGGGAGUUUGAUGGUGCUGCGAAGACGAGUGCUGUCGCGAAGUAA
Aspergillus mulundensis is the source of this 219-nucleotide messenger RNA. RefSeq lists its product as uncharacterized. Bases 1 to 219 code for a protein of 72 amino acids. Lineage: Eukaryota; Fungi; Ascomycota; Eurotiomycetes; Eurotiales; Aspergillaceae. Gene Ontology annotation, biological process: protein secretion. The record is from RefSeq and is a predicted model, not a curated record. The transcript has 2 exons.